Molecule: messenger RNA, 1119 nt
Organism: Anopheles gambiae (African malaria mosquito)
Lineage: Eukaryota; Metazoa; Arthropoda; Insecta; Diptera; Culicidae
Product: brachyurin
Exons: 1
Coding region: 113-1102 (329 amino acids)
Biological process (GO): proteolysis
Molecular function (GO): serine-type endopeptidase activity
Source: RefSeq, a predicted model, not a curated record
CACUCUCGAUAAAACUGUCCCGCUCGGUUGCUCCCCUUUUCAGAUCGUUCGUGAAACUGUACGGGUCGCGUAAAAAGUGAAGUGGCACAUUGGUUCGGUAUUGGUCUUCAGGAUGUCCUCGGGCAGCAUUGUUCGGUGUCUGCUGCUGCUGCUGCUGUGUGUAGUGCUGUGCGCCACCGAUGGCGAAGCGUCGCCCACGUACCGCCGCUCAAAACCUCCGAAAAUGGGCAUGUUUUGGACGGUGAUUCAAAACGUCUCCGGACCGCCCGUUCCACCGUCGGCAUCCAUUCUCUCGGCCGCAUCCACGGCCCUGUACCGUCCGAAGCUUAUCAUCGAUCGGGCCUCCUUGAGUAAGGUGGCCGGUGGUACGGUGGCCAAAAAUGAUCAGUUCCCGCACCUUGUGUCCAUCAUACUCAUCUUUGCCGAUGGGUCCGAUACGCUGUGCGGUGGUUCCAUACUGGCCGAUCGGUUCAUCCUGACCGCAGCACACUGCCUGUACGGGAUGCAGGAGGCAACCAUCGUUCCGGGCCAAUCGGUGAUACAGAUACCAUUCCCGCCGGACAUCGUCACGGUGGCGAUCAAACCUGCCGACACCAUUCUACAUCCGGGCUACGAUCCGGUCGAUAUACUGAACGAUAUCGCACUGAUACGCCUCCCACAGCCGCUCACCUUUUCGGCGCGCGUGCAACCGAUCCGACUGCCCUCGUGGACCAACUCGUACGUGGAUCUUACCGGGUACGAUUCGAUCGUUUCCGGCUGGGGCGCUCAAUCGAACGAUGAUUACGCGGAGCUGGUGGACGAGAUGCGGCUCGAUCUGCGCUUCGCCACCAACACGAUCGUGCCGAAUGCCGUGUGCCACCGGGUGUACGGUUCGAUCAUACGCGAUCAGCAGAUCUGUGUGGCGGGCGAGGGAGGGCGCAACCCUUGCCAGGGCGAUUCCGGCGGGCCGCUGACGGUGAAGUUCGAUGGCCAGCGGCUGACGCAGGUCGGCAUCGUUUCGUACGGUUCGGUGCUGGGGUGUGAGAACGGAGUGCCCGGUGUGUAUACGCGCGUGUCGUCGUACGUUGAGUGGAUCGUUUACCACACGGGAAUCGUUACGUAGGGCGGUAGAAUGCAAUU